Molecule: messenger RNA, 2135 nt
Organism: Zychaea mexicana
Lineage: Eukaryota; Fungi; Mucoromycota; Mucoromycetes; Mucorales; Lichtheimiaceae
Product: lysyl-tRNA synthetase
Exons: 6
Coding region: 156-1892 (578 amino acids)
Biological process (GO): lysyl-tRNA aminoacylation
Cellular component (GO): cytosol; cytoplasm
Molecular function (GO): lysine-tRNA ligase activity; ATP binding; tRNA binding
Source: RefSeq, a predicted model, not a curated record
CAGAACAACACCACAUGCUAGUAGGAACUGAUUCAAUAUUGGGUUUUUUUCUAGAACUCCGACGGAAGUUUGGAUUGAGUAAAAAAAAAAUUUGUCCUGUCAACUUUUUCUUCUGUACUUGUUCGAUCGUCACCAACAACCAACAAUCAUAAAUCAUGUCGGGUACUGACGCUGCCGCAGCAGCUGCUGCUGUUAAUGAGAAGAAUCUCCAAAAAGACCCCGUCACGGGUGAAAUGAUCUCCAAAUCGGAGAUGAAGAGACGUCAAAAGCAGCGUGAAAAGGAAGCACAAAAGGCUGCCAAGGCUGCCAGCGCACCCAAGACUACUGAAAAGGCCAAGAGUGCCGAAGAAGGCGAAGAAGAGCUCAACCCUAACCAAUACUUUGAGCUCCGUAGCAAGACGAUCCAAGCUCAUCGCGAGGAUCAAAGCCCCAACCCUUACCCUCACAAAUUCCAAGUUGAGCUGUCAAUCCCUGAGUUCAUUGCAAAGUACAGCAAGAUCGAGACCGGCGAGCGUCUGGACAACGAAGUCGUCACCGUUGCCGGCCGUAUCCACAACAAGCGUGCUUCGGGUGCUAAGCUCCGUUUCUACGAUUUGCACGGCGACGGCGUCAAGAUCCAGAUCAUGGCUUCGGCACAAGACAACGAGGGCGACGACUACACGCAGAUCCACGAUUUGCUGCGUCGUGGCGAUGUCGCCGGUGUCCGCGGUGUUCCCGGCAAGACCAAGCGUGGCGAAUUGUCCAUCUUCCCCAAGCAAGUCCAGCUCUUGUCGCCUUGCUUGCGCAUGUUGCCCAAGGCCCACUAUGGUUUCAAGGACCAAGAGUUGCGAUACCGUCAGCGUUACUUGGACUUGAUCAUGAACAACUUUGUCCGUGACAAGUUUGUGACCCGUUCCAAGAUCAUCUCGUACCUCCGUUCGUUCUUGGACGAGCGCGAUUUCUUGGAAGUCGAAACCCCCAUGAUGAACAUGAUUGCCGGUGGUGCUACUGCCAAGCCCUUCGUCACCCACCACAACGACUUGCACUUGGACAUGUUUAUGCGUGUUGCUCCCGAGUUGUAUUUGAAGAUGUUGACUGUUGGCGGUUUGGAUCGUGUCUAUGAAAUCGGUCGUCAGUUCCGUAACGAGGGCAUUGAUUUGACCCACAACCCCGAAUUCACCACCUGCGAAUUCUACUGGGCUUAUGCUGAUAUGUACGAUGUCAUGAACUUGACUGAAGAGCUGCUCUCCGGCAUGGUCAAGAAGUUGUUCGGUACUUAUAAGAUCCAAUACCACCCCGAAGGUCCCGAAGGCCCUGCCAUGGAUUUGGAUUUCACUCCUCCUUUCCGUCGCGUCGACAUGAUUGAAACUUUGGAAGAAAAGCUCAACGUCAAGUUCCCUCCUUCCGAGGAACUCCACACCGAUGAGACCAACAAGUUCUUGUCGGACCUUUGCACUAAGAACAACGUCGACUGCUCUGCUCCACGCACCAACGCUCGUAUGCUUGAUAAGCUCGUUGGCGAAUAUAUCGAAAACACCUGCAUUUCUCCCACCUUCAUCAUGCGCCACCCCAUGAUGAUGUCGCCCCUGGCCAAGAAGGAUCGUGAGCGACCUGGUCUUUGCGAGCGUUUCGAAUGUUUCGUUGCCACCAAGGAAAUCUGCAAUGCAUACACCGAGUUGAACGAUCCCUUCGAUCAGCGUGAACGUUUUGCUCAGCAGGCCAAGGACAAGGCUGCUGGUGACGAUGAAGCCCAGAUGAUUGACGAGAACUUCUGUCAGGCCCUUGAAUACGGUCUGCCACCUACCGGUGGUUGGGGUAUGGGUCUGGAUCGUCUUGCCAUGUUCUUGACCAACUCGAACAACAUUAAGGAGGUUCUGCUAUUCCCUGCCAUGAAGCCCGAAGAAAACAACUAAAAUAUGUUCUUAAAUGGUUUUUGGUAAUAAAUUCGUAAAUAGUAUCUUACAAUCAUAUAGCGUCUCUUAUAGGGUGUAAAGGUGCGGUAUGCAUGUAGCAUGGGCUAAAAAGACAGGAAAAAUGAAAGUGCAACAAUGGGGGAACUGGGAUUCUCUUGGAAGAUGUCACGUAGGAGUACUUUUCGUCACUUUUGGGUUUAAUAGCGAACUGCUGGUCAGCUCAGAUCAUCCCAACCUUUUCAU